Molecule: messenger RNA, 976 nt
Organism: Silurus meridionalis
Lineage: Eukaryota; Metazoa; Chordata; Actinopteri; Siluriformes; Siluridae
Gene: tnnt2d
Product: troponin T2d, cardiac
Biological process (GO): regulation of muscle contraction; sarcomere organization; cardiac muscle contraction
Cellular component (GO): troponin complex
Molecular function (GO): troponin C binding; tropomyosin binding; troponin I binding
Source: RefSeq, a predicted model, not a curated record
UUCUUUUAUUGCCAUAUUUUAAUAUUGUAAACACUUUUUGAAUUGAUAUUAGGUUGUUUGUGUAAUUUUGACUUUGUACUAUAUCUUGUCAUUCCUGUGUAUUUAGGGUAGGAAUUGCAGACAGACAUGGCAGACACUGAUGAGAUUAUAGAGGAGGAGGUCCAGGAGGAAGUGGACGACUCAAAAUUCAAACCCAAAUUUAUGCAAAAUAUUCAAGCACCAAAAAUUCCAGAAGGGGAAAAAGUCGAUUUUGAUGACAUCCACCAGCGUUUGGAGAAGGACCUCACUGAGUUGCAGGCCCUGAUAGAGGCUCACUUUAUCCAGAGAAAGAAGGAGGAAGAGGAGCUCAUCGCUUUGGUCAACAGGAUUGACAAACGUCGUACAGAGAGGGCCGAGCAGCAGAGGAUCCGAGCAGAGAGAGAAAAAGAACGCCAGGCCAGACUCGCUGAGGAGAAAGAAAGAAAGGAGCAAGAGGAACAGAGAAAGAAGCAAGAUGAUGAUGCUAAGAAAAAGAAAGUUCUGACCAACAAGACCCAUCAGUAUGGAAGCAUUCAGCAGAGAGCCGAUGCUCGCAAAGGAGGGAAAAAGCAGACAGAGAGGGAGAAGAAGAAGAAGGCUUUGGCUGACAGACGGAAGCCUCUGAGUGUUGAUCAUCUCAGUGAGGACAAACUCAAGGAUAAAGCCAGUGAGCUGUGGCAGUGGUUGAUGGAGCUGGAAGCUGAGAAGUUUGACCUGGCUGAGAAACUCAAACGUCAGAAGUAUGAUAUCACUCUACUCCUUGUUCGGGUCCAGGACAGUCAGAGCGCAAAAGGACGUGGCAAGGCUGGCAGGAGGAGGUAGAAGUGCUCAUGGUUCGAAGAUGGAUGGAAUGAAGAUUGUGAACAUCAUUAAAAAUUAUGCAACUGAAUAGAGAACAACAAAACCUUUAACUGUGUUUAAAUUUGGCUUUACAAAUAAAGCAGUUUGUUCGAACUUG